GAAAAUAAUGUCUACGGAAUCACACUGAAGAAUGGUACGAAACAACUGGAAGCAUUCACGACGGCAAUUCUACAGUUCUAUUUGGUCAGCAGCUAUGAGGAUGUCGAUGUCAUCUACAGAUGGUUGCUUGCCGUCCGGGAAACCUUCAAAGAGAAACGUUUCUCUAUCCUCCAGUGUGAAGUUACUGGCGACUCAUUUGUGUCGGCUGAAGUCCGGCGGAUGGGCGUUGAGACCGCUCCGAUGAUCACCAUGUCUGUUAUAGCGAUGAUUUUCUUUGUAGUGAUCUUCUCACUCAGGCGUGAUCCAUCUCGAGCAAAGCCAUGGGAAUCCUUGUCCAUAAUCGUAGCCGCAUUCUUCUUGGUGAUUUCGGUUGGUGUUGAUGACGUUUUCAUCAUUCUUCGUGCCUGGGAUCGAACAAAUACCGAAGAGGAAGUGCCGGAACGGAUGGCUCAAACACUUGAAGAAGCUGGACCGAGCAUUCUUAUAAGUUCGAUCACAAAUGCAAUGGCGUUCUUCAUCGGUAUGACUUCACAGACCCCAGCAGUGCGAUCGUUCUCGUUGUACUCUGCGAUCGCCAUCAGUAUCUGCUUCUUCUAUCAGCUGAUCAUGUUCUGUGCUGUGCUGGCCGCUAGCGCUUUAUUCCUCGCUUGUGGAGCGAGUUUCGGCAGUGCAAGCGGCAGUUAUUCGGCGAUAUUCUCAAAUUCUGCCGACAUGGCCAACAAGGUUCAUAUUAGCGAUCUUUAUGGGCUUCUACUAUUACGCGUGUGUUGUCGGCAUCCUACAAUUGCGCGCACAUUGAUAAGUGUCGAGAAGAUGGCGCUGCCUGAUUCGUACCUCCAGACAUUCCAAAGUCAUUUCGAGGCAUCUCUGGCGAACAUGCAACCGAUCACGGUGUUCAUUUUGAAUCCCGGCGAUCUGCGGGAUCCUAAGCGCUAUCGAGAUUUUGAGAAUUCCACCUAUGCGUAUGGACCGGAGAGCACUUUCUUCUGGAUUACAGCUUACGAGGAGUUUUUGAACUUCUACGGCGAAACGGAGGAGUUCACUUACGCGGAAAUGCCACGUUCUUCAACAUCGGCCACGUAUUUUUAUCUGGACGACGUUCGACAAUCAAAUAAUCAUGAACUGAUCCCGGCGUUGAAAGACUGGAGACGAAUCGCGGCGAAAUAUUCUGACUACGAUGUCGUUCCCUACACAGAACAUGCGCCAUUCAUCGAUCAGCCUCUGGCGAUCGACUCGACAGUGUGGGUCGAUGGGAGCCGCUCUGCUGUGCACGGCAAUCGCAUGCUUUAUCUUCAUACCGAAUUUGGCAUGUAUCAUAACAGCAUGUUUCUCUGUGCUUCUCAUUCACACGACCGGAUUCUUGAUUACUUGAGUCUUUGGGGAAUCGAUCUCGAUCCACUCUCUAUGGCCGCUCUUCUGAUGGCCGUCGGUUUCUCGGUCGACUUUACGAGUCACAUAGCAUAUCACUACUAUAAAUCAAAACAGCAGGAUCCCGCCUUACGACUGGAGGAAACGCUUACGAGCAUUGGCUGGCCAUUGGUGCAGGUUGGCUUAUCGACGAUUAUCGCGAUUUCGCCGUUAACAAUGAAGCCGUCAUAUCUGGUGAUGGUGUUCUUCAAGACGAUCGUCGUUGUGUGCACACUGGGAAUGUUCCAUGGACUCGUCAUUAUGCCGGCUAUCCUCACAGCGAUUAGUCAAUUCGGAAAAAGUUCAGCCGCGCCAAGUGUCACUGACUCAAGUGAGGUGUCAGAACGUUCGUCGGACAGGAGCUCUGUCGAACGACAAGAAAGCUUCUAUCGUAAUCCAGCUGUCAUUUUCAAGCUGAAUCGAGAUAUUAAACAUAACAAAGUGGCACCAGAAACAACAGUGGCUCUUGAGAAAGCUGACGGACAAGAGGCAUUCAAGCACAAUAUAGUGCUUGGACAAGUGUCCCCGAUUCCUCAUCGAACCUAA
Ostertagia ostertagi is the source of this 1953-nucleotide messenger RNA. The record is from the annotation of a GenBank genome assembly. NCBI's taxonomy places the organism in Eukaryota, Metazoa, Nematoda, Chromadorea, Rhabditida, Trichostrongylidae.